AUGGAGAAGGUCGAAGCGCUCGUGGACCAUGCCAAACACUUGACUCUCCAUCAGCCACCUCGGGAGGCAUCACACAAUGUGGAUGUAUUCCACCCGUCGCUCGACAACCAUAUCGCAAGGAUUUACAAGUCGGUCGAUGCAUAUGCCCCGACGACAAACUACUUCCUCAACGAGAUUCAACAUGAUGAAGUGGUUGCAACCACGGCCAGGGAAACACCAGUCGAUGCUUUGGCAUCUGUUGAUGCCUUCCGCGCGUACAUGAAGGAAGCAACGUCUUGUGCCAUGGCGCCAGAAAAAGGCCUGGACACUUCGGCCCCGCUUUCGGAUUACUUCAUAUCAUCCAGUCACAAUACUUACCUGACCGGAAAUCAGCUGUAUAGCGAUGCUGCUGCGAGCGCAUAUACCUCUGUUCUUCUCAGGGGCUGUCGGUCUGUUGAGAUUGACGUAUGGGACGGGGAAUCAGACACACCCAGCUCCAGCGAUGACGAAGCCAGUAGCGACAGUGAUAGCAGCGACUCUGAAGCUGAUGAAAAGAGUCAAAGCACGUCGAAAGACAAAAUAAAGAGUACCACGAAGCAGGACAAGUCUGACAAACCGCCGAAAGAAUCGGUCACGUCCAGAUUGGAAGCCAAGUUGGGAUCGGUCCUGCGUCGCAGGUCGGCAAAGAAACGGGCGCAGCCCGUUCAGGGAGACGCUGCUACUAGUCAGAUGCCCAUACGAGCUGAGCCCCGUGUUUUGCAUGGACAUACCCUUACCAAAGGAGCUACUUUCCGCGAUAUCUGCUAUGCAAUCCGAGACAAUGCUUUCGUCGCCAGCGAUCUCCCGGUUGUGAUCAGUCUGGAGGUCCAUGCCUGCCUUGAGCAGCAGCAAAUGAUGGUGGAUAUCAUGAAAGAAGCCUGGAAGGGCAUGUUGGUUGAAACCCAACCAGCUGAUGGCAAACUUCCUUCUCUUGCCGAUUUGAAACGGAAGAUCCUGAUCAAGACCAAAGGUCUUCCUCUCAAUGGUGAUGAUGCAAACACCGAGUCGGAAGAGACUCUGACGCCACAGAACUCUAAGGAACACUCUUCGGGGCAGCAACCGCCGAAACCGUCAAAGGUGCUCGGGGCCCUAGCCGAUUUGGCUGUGUAUACUCGGGCUUAUCAUUUCAGCCACUUCGAUCAACCAGAGGCCAAGGUUCCAGUCCAUGUCUUCUCUUUGUCCGAGAAGGCAGCGCGCGAAGCUCACAUCAAUAACCACGAUGCGUUGUUCGAGCACAAUCGCACGUCCCUGAUGCGUAUCUAUCCCUAUGCAUUCAGGGUCACCUCUUCUAAUCUCGAUCCGACCUUCUACUGGCGUCGCGGUGCCCAAUUGGUAGCUCUGAACUGGCAAAGCCUUGACAAGGGCAUGAUGCUCAAUCAUGGCAUGUUCGUAGGAUCGCACGGCUGGCGCCUCAAGCCUACCGGUUUCCGGCGCAGCGAUCACGAGACGAAUUCCAUCGAGCGCCGCAACUUACUUCUGUCACUUGAGAUAUACGCAGCCCAAGACCUAUCCUUGCCAUUAGGCGAUCACAGCGAAAAGGGGUUCCGCCCCUAUGUUACCUGUCAGCUACAUGUCGAGGAGCCGGAGGGCGAAGUAGCCCCUGACAGGGAUGACGCAAGCUCGGAUACCGAGAAAACGAGCUACAAGCGAUGCACAAAGAGCUCCUCGGGGAGGAACCCGGACUUCGAGUGCCAGAAAUUGGAGUUCCCACUAGUGACUGGGAUUGUUGAGGACUUGAGUUUUCUGAGGUUCAAAAUCAAAGAUGACGAAAUCGGUCGCGAUCCGCUGGCUGCAUGGGCUUGCAUUCGACUUGAUCGACUGCGCGAGGGCUAUCGGCUGGUCCACCUUCAUGAUUGCUCUGGUGAGAAGACAGGCGGCGUGCUACUGGUAAAGGUCGAGAAGCAGAUUACCUGA
Messenger RNA from Penicillium brevicompactum, 1932 nucleotides. RefSeq names its product putative phosphoinositide-specific phospholipase C. Gene Ontology annotation, biological process: phosphatidylinositol-mediated signaling; lipid metabolic process. Gene Ontology annotation, molecular function: phosphatidylinositol-4,5-bisphosphate phospholipase C activity. The coding region runs from base 1 to 1932 and encodes 643 amino acids. The transcript is spliced from 4 exons. NCBI's taxonomy places the organism in Eukaryota, Fungi, Ascomycota, Eurotiomycetes, Eurotiales, Aspergillaceae. The record is from RefSeq and is a predicted model, not a curated record.